Molecule: messenger RNA, 8948 nt
Organism: Schistosoma bovis
Lineage: Eukaryota; Metazoa; Platyhelminthes; Trematoda; Strigeidida; Schistosomatidae
Source: the annotation of a GenBank genome assembly
UGGUAACUGGGGUUUGGUAACGUAUGAUUUCGAAUGCGUACGAAGUGUAACAUUAGUUUGACCUACCGCGUUACACUUCGGUAAGCUGUAGUGGCAUUUGUUUUUAUUCUCUUGUUAUGAAGUAAUGCUCGGUACUACUCAUAUAAUUCGAAUCUCACAGAGAUUCGUCGAAAAAGCAAACCUGCUACAACUUAAUAAUCCACUUCAUGAUCCUGUUAUCCAUGUAGUUAAUUUAUAUGUAUUCUUGCAGAAGUAUGUAUAUGUUCCUCUACAAACAUUCAUUUGACAUAAUCUUUGUAGACAGAUCAGCUGUUUGUGGGACAGUGUUUUACUUACAGGUUGUUAACUCAUUACUUCGCAGAUAGUGACUUGUCUGUUCAUCCCCACUGACUGUUCAUAAUUAUUCAGAAAUUUAUCUUGGAUACACAUCAGUCAUGUAAUUCCCAAGCUUGAUCACUGAUUUUUCAAAGUGCUGAUUGGCAUUGUGGGUAACUCUGGGAAGAAGUAGAUGUCGGCGAAACUAUGUCAUUAUUUUGCUUCGUGUUAGACUCAUAAAGUAUACCAUACUGACGAACCAGUGUGAUAUAUGAUGUACUGGCGAAACUGUAAUUUAUAGACGACCUUCGAGUGGUAUUGUAGCGGCCUCGAGAAACUAUCCACCUAUCUAGGUUACAAAUUGGUGUAAUGAAUUAUGACUCGGUGUUUAAAUUAGAGUAACAAAUUACAGUUAGGGUUUUUUCAUUACUAACGGGCAUCAGGUAUAAUGGCAGAAUGUCAUUAAGCUGUAUGGAUGAAUAAAUAUUGUGCCAAAACCCAGUGACCGCUCUCAUAUUUGGCUUGUCCGUCCUAAAAUUAUGGUCUUGCCACCUAGUAAGCUCAGUUACAAAAUACACCUGCUUCUGAAAUACAUUGUAUCUAAGAUGUCAAUCUCUCACUGACCUUACCCGACGCGAUUCGAGGCACAGUCAGUUGUCUGUGUCCCUAAAAAGGUUUCCGCACUCUAACAUUAACUAAUUCCACCGAACACAAACCGUCUUAUCUCCAACUACUACCUCUAACACUUAAAUCCAAACUCCAAGCUUUACUACUAACCUUGUGUCCUAUCCCGAACCCUCCAUAUCUGUCGACCUUACCCUGUCUCCUAGUUCUUAGCCCUAACCUUUUCUUUUGUUCGCUUUAGCAAAUAAUUUAGCAUGUAAACAUUAAUUGGUGUCGUCAAGGCUGUUCGUCCGUUGUCAUUUUAUUAGUUUGUUUUACCUCGUUCCAUAACUGCAUUAUUUUCUUUCUGUCUGAUAACUUACUUAGGGUCCUCAGCAUAUUCUACUUCUAUCAUUUGGUAGCCGUGGUAGUAUCUACGAUUUUCCCGGUCAGGAUUCUCAUAUUUUAUGUAGUUGGCAACAUUGGGGAAAGUUCAAAACCUGUUGACUCAUCCUUUGCUCUCCUUUAACCGAAUCAACUCAAUUUCAUCUUCAAUUCCGUUUGUCUCUAAUAAGUUGUAUUUUACUGUGUCGUGACCAAGUGAUAUCACUCUUGUUUGUGCUUCUCGUCUCUAUAUUGUCAUGUUUCUAAUAUUUUUAGGCUCAGUAACGUUAGCUAGUUUUUAUUUAACCCGUUCAUGUUUUUUGUACACUUACAUCUACUUGGUCAGUCAGUUGUGCUAUGCAUCCGUACCAGGUCUUAUUUUAUCUAUAAUAGACUGAAAUAACCAAUUACUCCCCCUAAGUGCCAUAUAUUUAGUUAGAAAUGUCCUUCAGUGUUGCAUAAUCACAUUUCAAGUAGUGAUCUGUCAGCUUUCCGUAUUUUGCUAGCAAAAUUGUAUACUCAUCUAAUUGGUCGUUCGGACCUUAUUUACGGGGGAAUAUAGUGGGUAACGCGUAAAACUCAUAAGUAAUGACAAGGAAUGAUGAAUUUCAAAAGUGGGUUCGACUGCGGUGGUUUUCUUAGACUGUAGUGUAACUCACACUAGUGAUAAAAGAUACACCUACCUAAAGUCGAUUUUGUUUAUUCUGAUUCAUAUAAUCCAUAAGUAUCUAUAAAUAUUUCCAAUCAGCUAAUGCCUUACUCCUAAUAACAAAUGUUCAUUUAGUCGGUCUAGGUUUAGUUAGACAACCAAGGCUUCUUAAAUGAUAUCAUCAAAAUAUAUUCUUUUCGGUACCAUUAAUUCAGAGGAAAACUCAUCUUACUGAACUCUUAAGUAAACGAAUAUAAAAUCGAAGAUUAAAUAAGUAUUUAGUGUUUCUGUUCAUUAUGGAGAUGAAAGACAAAGGAUUAAUGUUUAGUCAAACUGAUGUAAGAUGUAAAAUCAAUAUGUUUUGUUUCUCGUUUUGAAUCCCAAAACACGGUACUUUCCAGCCGAUGCUUUCGGUCCUGAAAACUAAAAUCAAACUUAUGGGCACGCUGACUAGUCAGUCAGUUAGUCAUAUCUAACAAAAAGUCUGGGGCAUAUGUACAUCGAUCCGAGUCGCCACAGCUCAUCAGCACAGCAAAAUGGCAGAAUUGUAGAAGUAGCAACAUUAUUGGUGGUAGUAGAAAAGAGUAAAUAUGGAUGACAUAAUUCAAGAAGAAAAUAUGGGCUUGUGUAAUGGAAAAACUCAGGAUAAUUAUUAAGAUCUAAAUGAAGACCGAAAGUAACUACAUUUGUGCCAUUAAGACUGAUUUUGUACAGCGUCACCCAACAUUUACAACCAUCAAUUGUGAUAACCUCGUGAACUCUAACUAGGUAAUCUACAUCUAUCACCAUGGUUCGAACCAAGAGUCAGUGACUACAGAAUGAUGUCAUGUCUUCAUUUGAUAGCCCUUAACUUUUUCCAAUCUACUUCUAGACAAACAGACAUCGCCUGUCGAGGAAAAUGGUUGUUGUGGAUGCGUAAUAUAUGUUCCAACCACCUUGAAUUAUAUAGAUCCAUUGCUUUAUCAACCGAUUUGGCAUCCUUACCUAAUACUCAGUAUCUAACUUCAAAACCCACCGGAGUUGAUUAGGGCGCUCAAUUACUUCGCUCAUACUUCCAAGCCAGCUUUAAAGCGACACGGACUAGUUAUGUGAGAUUUUUGAUUGGUGAACAUUGCUCUCUUCCAUGAACAUUCUUUGUUAGAAAAGAUGUACAGGGGAAAUAUUUUUAUCGUGCGAGGGUACCAAAAUGAUUGUGUUUCCCGAUUAUUUUGAACAAAUUUUAAGGUGCCGUCCCCACUUUUCAAACAUGUUGUUCAAAACACAGUAUACAUAAACACCUGACUCAAAAACACAGAGUAAGAUAGUCAAUCAUUUAGACCACUUUAAUUAUUGAGAGAUAUGCCUUUCUUUUUCGCUUAGUUUCUGUAAAGGUACAAAUGUUUUGUGUACGGUUUUUUAUCAUGCUGUGUGUGGUAUAUCUGAAUACACAUAGGGGAAAAAGUAUGUUGCUUCGUAUUUUCGUCUGUAUAAUUUAGUGUCUAUGAACUACGAUAAUGACGACUUGCAUAGGAAGGUGUAGUUAGUGCAAGGUAUAAAUAUAUGAUUCGCGAAUUUAUAUAUUAUGGCAAAAUCAUAUCAAUAUAGUUGGAAGAAUCCACUCCAAAAUCUCCCGUUAUUUGUUUCUGUAUUAUUUUUUUGACCUGUUUUCUCGUUUUAUACUAUUGAUUUACGUCUUUUGUCAUGAGUGAAAUACAGAUCGAUACGAUUUUUAGCUCAGCUGAAACUGCACUUUAGGGUAGGUUAUCAGGUACAUGUUUUUACUACCGUUGACAAAUGGGGCGUUGAAAAGUGCUCCAAAUAAAUAGACUACCAAUUUUCUAAGGUAUGAAAAAGGGAAAUCAUCUAGUAAUAAGAUAUUUAUAUUUUAUUUAACACAUAGAUAUUGGUACAAAGAGGCACCAAAUACAUAUGCGCCACACAAAUCUCAUUUGAUAUGUGUGAGGGCUGUGAUACUGCCCGGGUGCCCAAACCGAAGCAGGUAGUAAUAUGAUGGAUAGGAAAAUCAUGUUUUUGCACCUUAAAAGACUAUUAAAUUACGCGUUAUUUAUUUAUUUGUUUGUUUGAACACAGAUAUUGGUACAAAGGGGCACCUAAUACAUAUACGCCACAUAAGUCACUUGACUUGUGUGUGGGGUAUAAUACUGCCCGGGUGCCCAAACCGAGGCAGGUGGUUUUCUUAGGGGGCCACGAUCGGAGCCUUCGACCUUAAGGUCUGAUCCAUGAGGCAGUGGAGCAACGUCACAUGCAGUCCGAUUGUAGCCGGUGACCGAUAAUUGGUUCAUACGCCAUUUAUUCCUCUAGGUUCCCGGAGACCAUGUGCACCGUUAAUUUGGAAUCAGGGUUUUCCAACUCCCCUAGGUGGACUCUUCGUAUCCACCAACCCGGUUAAAACGUCGAACAUUCGCUUUUCGUCUUCUCAAUUUUGUAAACAAUACCCCCGUCACGGGAAGUUAGUGAGCAGGACUUCCCUGACAGUGGCUAUAUACGCGUGGAUAUUUGAAAGCAUUUGGGGGCAAAUUACAGGUUGCUCAUCCCCAAAUAUGUAUUACUGUUUAGAAAUAUUCAACGUGAUUGUCAACGACUUUGAUUUUGUGAUAUAUUUGGUAGCACCGUGCAACCAAAAUGUAUGAUUUCCAAUGGAAUCACAUCUAGCACUAAACCUGUCUUAUUUUAACGUAAUUAGGUUUAGCCCGAUAAAUUGACGAGUCAUUAUCAUCAUCCCAAAUUACUUUCUAGCUGUUCGCGUUUGCAUAGAAAUUCAUUCAUGUUAUUCUUUUCAGUUCAUCGUAAUUUUUUCAACGUCUGUUGUACUACUCAGCUGUUCGAACACCAUAGAUGAUUUUUCUGGGGUCACCUUCAAAUAUUCGGCCUAGAUUUCUGUAUCAACAAACCUGAUCCAAGCACCAAAUGUUUGUUUUCACCCUCACUUUUGUAGAGACAUGGCGAUGGUGAGCAAUAUCUUCUUAAACGAGACUAGUUGCACAACCGUCUGACGUUACUUCGAGAAAUGCAAACUGUCCACUUUCUACGGAACCACUAUGUUCAAUUGUAGACAUUUUACUAGCUUACAAGGUGCUAAUAUUAAGUCGAGUAGCACAAAUGUUUCUUUUGUUUGAUGUAACUUCAUUAUGAGCCAAAUCAUAUUUCGGCGUUUCCAUAGUUGUAUUAAAAUUGCAACCACAAGUCUCUGAUUCACGGGCUUAUAUUGCACACGUUUUCUCAAUGUUUGAUUGGAGUCUGGGGUUGGAAAUUAACUUUUGAUAAGUGGGAUUUUAAUAAAUCCAGAUAGACUGAAACUCUUUCCAGUUAAGACCGGUUUUGGGGUCUACAAAUGGAAGUAAGACAGUUUCCAGUAAAUGAAAAUAAACUAGUGAGAUAUACUCUAUCCGUCAUAUAGUUCAAAUAGUCAGUUAUCACCAGCAAUCAGUACGUCACUUGCUCCCGUUAAAUUCUGGAUUUGAUAAGCAAUAAAGUAAAAUAUAGCGUUUAAUCACUCGAGUGUUGUUAUUAUGUUUUGAUUUAGGUUUGAUCGUCACUUACUAUACGCAGUGUAGUACAAUAACGUCUUCUUUUUAUGAGUUUUGUGUACAAACAUUUAUCUAUUCUCUCAUAAUUCAGAUAAAUGUGUAUUAUAUUCUUGCUCGAUAUUACUUAUCUUUCUUAGUAAUGGCAGAUAGUGCUUCUGAAUUAGAACUGGAAUCUGAUGCGAGUUCCGUUGAUGGUACCAAAGACUCAUUGGUUACAAAUGAACAGAUUUUACGACGUAUCGAAUCUUUACAGCAAGAAAAUCGAGUUUUAAAAACUGAGGUAGAAACUUUGAAACUCAAGAUCAAAGGUCUGAACGACUUAAAUCAGCAACUGAGGCGUAAUAGUGUUAGUAUACAAGCGAAAGCAGAACAGGAAGAGGAAUAUAUUAGCAAUACUUUGUUGAAAAAGAUCACUGAGUUAAAAAAAGAGAAAGAAUCACUCGCAUUAAACUAUGAACAGGAAGAAGAAUGUCUUACCAAUGAGCUUAAUCGUAAAUUCACACAACUCAGACAAGAAAAAGUUGCACUGGAGCGUACUUUAGCUCGCGAACAAGAAAAUCAGGUCAGCAAAUUAAUGAGACGAAUCGAAAAACUAGAAACGGAUAUGAAUCACAAACAGGAUUGUUUGGAUCGCUUACGCAGAGAGAAAAUUGAAUUAGAGAAUGCACUUGAGCAGGAACAGGAAGCUUUAGUGAACAGAUUAUGGAAAAAGAUGGAAAAGCUUGAAUCUGAAAAGAAAAUAUUACGAGAGAAACUGGAAUCCGUUGGAGCUCCACUGCCCAGCCUUUCAAGUGCCCAAAACCUUGCCACUAUUUCAGAUGGUAUACCUAAUAACAGUUCAACAGUUCCCCGUCCUAUCAGUAGUGGACCCGGUAGUCUUCGUAGCUCUUUCAGACAACACAGCCACCUACCGCAUACUUCAUCUAGUUCAAUUGGUACCUCUUUUUCUGCUGUUACGUGUCCUGUUUCUCCUGGUAGAAUAUCUAUCUCAUCCGGUAGUGAGGAAAAAGCUCCACAAUCAAGUCAGUGUUCUUCUAUCCCCAACGAUUUGACCUCGAAAUCCAAUGUAUCUGAAUGUAAUGGCGCACCAUUUACACUACCACCUCAAAGUCCCAUGGAUAUCGAUGCAUUGGAUCCUAAUGCAAGUGGUGCAGCUAGUCCAUGUGGAAGUGUUGGUCUGCAAUCACUCCCAACUACUCCAAGUCACUCACACUCUUUAAGAAGUCCUUCAACACCUUGCGCUGUGCAUAAAGUGGUCAUUUCUCAAGAGUCGUUUACUCCUAAUCAGUCAUCAGAUGUCGUUCUUAGUACUUCUGCUCAUGUGAUUUCGACAUCAUACGUUAAUCGAUUGCGUGAUGAAGUUUGUCGUCUACGCCAAUUACUUCAACGCUAUGAAGCGGAGUCUGCUUGUAAGAUGCCUCAGUAUGAAUCAGAGGAAAAAUCAGUUGCUGAGGAAAACCGUCGUUUGCGAAAAUUGCUUCAAGUUGAAAAAGAAAGACGUGAGGCAUUGUCUAGACAUUUGAGUGAAAGCGAAUCAAGUUUGGAAAUGGAAGAUGAAAGACAGUUUAAUGAAGCUAGUCGUUCCACUCGCUUAAGGACGAUUUCUGAUUGUACAUCUCCAUUUCAACCCCCUGUUCCUGCUCCUUGGACGUCUGGUGGUGGUACAUCUUCGUCAUUGUAUGGUCCUGGCCAUGCAUUUGCUGUUGCUGUAGCUGCUGGUGUGAGUGGUCAUUCAGGUACACGAGUUUGUCGGGAAUGUGGUCAACCAUUAACUAGUCCUUUUUCGACUGAUUCUACAUCUGUAACAAGUGGUCGGUUAGUCUCAAAUUCAUUGCAUAAUCCUAACCAUGUGGUGAGCUUACGUAAUUGUUCUGGUCGUUGUUGCUCUCCAAUCAGUAAUGUAAACACUUCAGAGGCACAUUCAGUUCAUACUUCAAACUCUCCUUCUACACCAACAACAUCAUCUUUAAAUAGUGAUCAUUUUGUAAAGCCAACUUACCCAGCUGCUGUAAGUCCACAACAAAAUCCUUACUAUUAUCAUACAAUCCCUUUAUCUGCUGAUAAUAGUCGGAUAUCUUCAUCAGAGAAACGAUUUUCAACUUAUUCAAUUGACGAUAAAGAUAUUAUUCAAAAACCAUUAGAUUUAGAAGAUGGAGAUGAAGAAGAUGAUGCUCGAUGUAUUACACCUCCAAGUUGUCAUAAUUAAUCAUUGAAUUCGAAACCUUUUUUCGCGUCUACACAAGCACCCACUACAUGAAGUGUAUUUUAUCACUUUCUACUCACUUUUGAUGUAAACGUUUUCUGUGUGUGUAUGCUGUUUUCAUUUAAACCUUCAUUCCUUCUCUCAUGUUACAUACUUAUGUAACAUACCAUUCAAAUUUGUGUAUAGCUUCACUAAGCACUAUUUUUGUGUUAUUUUCGCGUUCUUCAUCAAAUCUCGACUGUUCGAUUAUUUUUUUAUAAAGAUAUCAUUGGUGAUGAUAAUUAUGCCUAAACACAAAUAUAAAAAAUGGGUUUUUCCUGAGGGAAAUAGAAAAUUUCCAUAUAUAUUUCAUCAUAGCUUAUGACAAUAAAUUUAAGGUUGUUGCACUGCGUCCUGCUAUUUAUUUCGGUCCUAACGAGUGUUUACUCACUGAUAUGAUGAUAAGCGUGAGUGCUUUCGCUAUUCAGUUGAAUGGAUAGAUAUUUCAUCAAAAUGUAAAGCUUUUAAGUUGCUUUAAGAUUUUAUCUACAAAUUUACCAAGUGUUUUAAUCUAUUUUCCUUGUUUUUCUGACCCAUACUGUUAUCUAUGUAUGUAUGUAUCUGUGGGUGUGUACAUCUAAAUCAAUAUUUUCCUAAUCAGGUGUCUACUUAUAAUUGUUUCCAAUCUCGAACUCUAACCAAUUAACGAAAAAGACAGUUCACAGAUACACGAUAUGUGUACAUUUUAUUCACAGUCCACUAUUAUUACCAUAAAAUUCCAUUAUUUUCCUUGUAUGGCAUUCUUUGUGUUUUCUUGUAUGUCUUUAACGUACAGUAAGUGGUGUCAGUAACAAUAGUAGUAUUAGUGAGAAAAUAUCUUAUUGCCAUUUUGUCAACUUGUUUUGUCUCUUCGGUAUACGCUUUGUAAAUCAUUCAAUCCUCUUUUAUUGUUUGUUUAGAUGAACAAAUGGGCGUCAUUACUACUUAUUUAUCUAGCUAACUAUCUCUACCCAAUAUUAUUAUACUAUCUGUUAUAUUUUGUAGAACUUCUUCUUCAAUCUAUAUUUCAUACAUAUUUCUGUGUUUUUAUUACUGUGAUGUAAUGUCGCUGUGGUCUUUUGCUUCUCUUAAAUAUUGAAAUAUUCAAUUCGGUGAAUGAUAUCAACAUGCAUAAAUAAUGGAAGUUUUUGUUUAUUUAACAUUUUGAACACAAAAUAAAAUAAUAAUUCAUAUCUUUAAUAAAUAAUUAGUAUCAUCCAUUAUGCUACUGCUACUACUACUACUACUA